Molecule: messenger RNA, 1355 nt
Organism: Zootoca vivipara (common lizard)
Lineage: Eukaryota; Metazoa; Chordata; Lepidosauria; Squamata; Lacertidae
Gene: COMMD5
Product: COMM domain containing 5
Cellular component (GO): nucleus
Source: RefSeq, a predicted model, not a curated record
CUUGACAGCCGGGCACACAGUCGCUUUUUUCGUUUUUGCAAAGCCUUGGGGGAGGGGGGCUCCUGCUGCCAUGGCUGCGAUUGGGAAGGCCCUGUCACCCCUUUACCAGCACUCGGGACUCGAGACUAACCUCAGCAGGGUCAGCUUUCUGGGGGCUCGGCUACCCCCAGAGGUGGAAGCGAUGGUCAGGAGCGUUCGAGAGCUGGACAAGGAAACCUUUCGUAAACUCCUCAAAGUCACUGUCAGCGCCUUGGAAGGAAAAGACUGCAAAGAGCUGGUGAAGGUGAUUGCCGAGAGUGCAAAACUAUCGGAUGAACAGCUCGCUGUCCUCAUCUCUGGAAUGUAUACUCUCCUGCAAGCCGCCCUGAGGCUCCCCACAGCGUCUCUGAAGCAAGAAGUUUUUAAAGAAGACCUACAUGAGCUCAGGAUUCCAGAAGACUUCAUUGUGGACUUCGCCACUGUAGUCUUUGGAAACAGGCAACCUGCUCUUGAAGAGGCCAUUCAGAAGCAAGCCAGUAAGCUGCCUAGAAUCGAAGACUUCAAGUGGAGGGUAGAUGUGGCCAUUUCUACCAGCUCAUUGGCACGGGCUUUGCAGCCAUCCAUUUUAAUGCAACUGAAGCUGUCCGACGGGUCAGCUCAUCGCUUUGAAGUGCCAGCUGGAAAAUUUCAAGAAUUAAGGUACAAUGUUGCUCUGAUCCUGAAGGAGAUGAAUGACCUGGAGAAAAUGAGUGUUCUGAAAAUUCAGGACUGAACCCUUUCUGAUUAAAUUAUUGGGGCUUGAAGACAUUAGGAGAAUCUCACAAGAAACAUCAUCAAAAAGAAGUUGCUUCUGUUUUGUAAUCACAUGUAUUGCAAUGUCACCCUUCAGGGGCGUACCCGGGAUAAAAACUGGGGGGGGCAGGGGGGCAAUGCACAGUAGGGGAGGGGCCACAUGUAUCCAAAUUUUGCAGUGAUCCUCCAAAACAAAGGAGAAUGCAAGUAAUAGGGAAACAUGUGCAUCAUAAUGAAUAUAUUGGUGAAAAUAACGUACAAAAUGCAGAAAUUACUUGCAAAAAUGUAAUGUCACACAAGAAGCCUUAGAAGAAAUGUGCAUUGAAAGGGUGCAGGGUUUUUUUUAGGGUUUCAUUUUUUUUAAGGAAAAAUUUUCAAAUUGCUGAAGAAACAACCAAAUUUAAGAUUAGAAAAAUCAGGAAAUGGAGAGAAAUGAAAUGGACAGGUACUCACAAUACUGCAUCACUGUGUUGAGAGAUGUUACCGACUGACAAGCCUAGGAAAGCUUGCAGUGGGAGUGAAUUUCAGAAAACACAUGGGAGUCCUUUUCCACAUCCCAUAAAAAUUGAGAAUGUCAGCAAAAA